This is a messenger RNA of Triplophysa dalaica, 1476 nucleotides long. It is a transcript of the gene atp6v0cb, whose product is annotated as ATPase H+ transporting V0 subunit cb. Gene Ontology annotation, biological process: proton transmembrane transport. Gene Ontology annotation, molecular function: proton-transporting ATPase activity, rotational mechanism. The record is from RefSeq and is a predicted model, not a curated record. Gene Ontology annotation, cellular component: proton-transporting V-type ATPase, V0 domain. The coding region runs from base 192 to 653 and encodes 153 amino acids. The transcript is spliced from 3 exons. Lineage: Eukaryota; Metazoa; Chordata; Actinopteri; Cypriniformes; Nemacheilidae.
UUUUGUACCGCAGAUUGAUCUGACAGAAUACGUGACGAGCAGUUUCCAUCCUACGGUUCGGAUUUAUUAACGAUCUUCUCGGCCGAACCCAUCGCCCAUACAGCCUUGUAUCGGUUCAUCUGGCCGAUUCUGCUCGUGUCCAAAAGUAUCAGCCGGUGACAUUGUGGGUUUGAGGUGAAAUCUGAGGAAUAAUGUCGUCAGGAAACCCCGAAUAUUCGUCGUUCUUCGCCGUGAUGGGCGCAUCAGCAGCGAUGGUCUUUAGCGCGUUGGGCGCAGCGUAUGGAACAGCUAAAAGCGGUACGGGUAUCGCUGCCAUGUCAGUGAUGCGUCCAGAGCUGAUCAUGAAGUCCAUCAUUCCUGUCGUCAUGGCGGGAAUCAUAGCCAUUUACGGCCUGGUGGUGGCUGUUCUCAUUGCCAACAACAUCUCUGAGAAGAUCACUCUGUACAAGAGUUUCUUGCAUCUGGGCGCAGGGCUCAGCGUGGGUCUGAGUGGAUUGGCAGCCGGUUUUGCCAUCGGCAUCGUGGGAGACGCAGGCGUGCGUGGCACCGCCCAACAGCCGCGCCUCUUCGUCGGGAUGAUCCUCAUUCUGAUCUUUGCUGAAGUCCUAGGUCUGUACGGCCUCAUUGUAGCUUUGAUCCUCUCUACCAAAUAAACUGGCAGUCGGCAUGCGGCGCUGCCACACCAGACGAUGGGGGACAUGGAACACGAAACAAAAAAAUGCGGGAAGGGGGAAACAUUUUCGAAACCUUAAACUAAAAAUGAAUAUUAGAAGAAUUGAUGAAAUGAAAGGUGGGGAAUAAUCCUACACGUUAUAACGUUCAGUUUUAUUUCUGCGACGUGUACAGUCGUCCCAGUUCAAUAGUUUUGAUUUCUUGUAAAUGCAGUAUAUAGUGAUUUCGUCAUGUGUCUGUGAAGAAAAGAAUAUAUAAUAAUAAUGAAAGUAAUAGUUCUGUUUGUUUCCCGCCCCCACUUACCUAUCACUCCGUUAGCCAAUCAUGCAUUCUCUUUCACUCCCUUUACGUUAGACUGGUAAACGAACGAAUGCUCGUGGUUCCGUCUUUUCGUGUUUUGGGAGUUUUAUACAUUUGAUUUCUGCAUUGAUGUCAAAGAUGUGUUUGUGAAGUGGAAAAAACAGCUGAUCAAUCUGUAUGUGGAAUGGAAUCGUUUUUGUUACCAUCCAUUUUAGUUUUCCACUGGUUUUAUUUAUGAAGAUAUUGUUCAUAAAAAUGUACUUGGAGCUCCUCAGAUCUUCUGAAUGAUAUAUAUAAAUAUAUAAACAGAUGUAUAAGAAUAGACCUGCACUGACUGGGAUUCCUGUACUGUUUAAAAACUGGGGUUUCUGGUGAGUGUUGUAUUGGGGAGCGUUUCAGCUUGAUGUGUGUAUUUAUGGUUGUUUCUUGUGUAUAUCUGAUGUUUGGUUGUAUUAAAGAUGUGUGUGUGCCCUUUCUGAGGGUCUCACAAAUGUAAUUUCCACA